Molecule: messenger RNA, 1069 nt
Organism: Penaeus indicus
Lineage: Eukaryota; Metazoa; Arthropoda; Malacostraca; Decapoda; Penaeidae
Product: serine/threonine-protein phosphatase 1 regulatory subunit 10-like
Exons: 2
Coding region: 118-885 (255 amino acids)
Source: RefSeq, a predicted model, not a curated record
AUGAAGGUUCAGUGUGUAUAAAAAGGCUGUUGUCCUUACGCCGAAGCACAGUAGGCAAACAAGUGGCUGAAGAGACUAACAGUUGUUGAGUGUUGGUGGAUCUUUUAGGUUCUAGUCAUGGAGCUUGGUUUUGCGACGAGGAGCCUCCUCGUCGUGUGCGCUCUGGCGCUGCCCCGUCUCUCUACCUCGACCCCCUUGGCCUCCCCUGCCGCUGAUCCCCUGCCCGGCCCUGCCCCUGUCCCUAAUCCCCAGCCCGGCCCUGCCCCUAUCCCUAAUCCCCAGCCCGGCCCUGCCCCUGACCCCAAAGCCGACCCCUGGUUCUUCAGCAUCUUCAACCACUACGGCCACCAUGGGCCUCUCGGGGGACACAUCAUCUACGGCGGCUAUGGCGGACACGGGGAUGACCACGGACACGGGGACGACCACGGACACGGAGGACACGAGUUAGAGCACCGUUCGGGGCACGCCGAUCACGGAGGGCAUGGCGACCAUGGAGGCCACGGCGCUGGGCACGCAGCGCACGGUGUACAUGGUAGGCCUGGCUACUAUCGCUUCCCUCCAUACCCAGGAUACCCAGGUUACGGAGGUGUCGGCGGGCACCCGAGCCACGGUGGGCAUGGAGAUCACGGAAGCCACGGUGGGCACGGAGACCACGGUGGGCACGGUGACCACGGUGGGCACGGUGAUCACGGUGGGCACGGAGACCACGGUGGGCACGGAGACCACGGUGGGCACGGAGGUGGGCACGGAGAUUUCAGCGACGUCUUCCACCCGUACAAUGUGUUCUUACGCAGCAACCGCGAGUACUUCGCCGAACACCCCGACGGCUACGACUUCCACUACUUCCCGAGCUACUAUUUCGGACGCUUCCUCAACCCGCAUUGAUGAGUGUUAAAGUAUAUAGCUUCAUAACACAAAUAUAUGUUUAUAUAUACUUACACCGAAUGAAAUGAAAUGAAAGAAAAUCUGUAUAUAUCUAUGCGUGUGUGUGUGUGUGUGUGCGUGUUGUUAUUGUUGUUGUUGAUUUUCAUAUCAAUAAAUAAGUCAUCCUUUACUUACGGGUAAAAAA